AUGACAAAAGUGAUGGAGUUGUUGAAUGGUUGUGCAGAGUAUGCAUACACAUUGAAAGUGGACGAGAAAAGCGACGUGUACAGCUUCGGGGUGGUGCUGUUGGAGCUGAUAAUAGGGAGGAAGCCAGUGGGGGAGUUUGGAGAUGGGGUGGACAUCGUUGGAUGGGUGAACAAAACCAGAUUGGAGCUCUCUCAGCCGUCAGAUGCAGCCUUGGUGUUGGCAGUGGUGGACCCAAGGCUUAGUGAGUAUCCACUGACAAGUGUCAUUUACAUGUUCAACAUUGCUAUGAUGUGUGUGAAGGAAAUGGGCCCUGCUAGGCCCACCAUGAGAGAAGUAGUUCAUAUGCUCUCCAAUCCUCCUCACUCCACCACCAACACUCACUCUCACAACCUCAUUAAUCUCUAG
Molecule: messenger RNA, 405 nt
Organism: Sphenostylis stenocarpa
Lineage: Eukaryota; Viridiplantae; Streptophyta; Magnoliopsida; Fabales; Fabaceae
Source: the annotation of a GenBank genome assembly